This is a messenger RNA of Cylas formicarius (sweet potato weevil), 1074 nucleotides long. RefSeq lists its product as uncharacterized. Lineage: Eukaryota; Metazoa; Arthropoda; Insecta; Coleoptera; Brentidae. The transcript has 6 exons. Bases 1 to 1002 code for a protein of 333 amino acids. The record is from RefSeq and is a predicted model, not a curated record.
AUGAUGAUGAUGAUGAUGAUAAUAACAAUUCAGGAUCAAGUGGUGGCCGCCCGAUGCCACCACAAGCACAUAAUAAAAAUGGAUGUUCAGAACACCCGCUGUAGACUCUGUAAAAAAGAGCAGGAAACAAUACUGUACCUGAUCUCAGCCUGUACUCAAUCGCGCCCCACCGCAAAGGAAAACUCCAUCGUUUCCCGAAUAAUACGACAAUAUUGUGUUGAACACGCAUCUCGUGUGAACCACUUGGCGCUCACCCACAUGCAACCGGAAAAUAUUUUCGAGUUACUCGGCCGAUCUCUUUUCUCGUGGCUUGACUUGAAAAACUUGGCGGGACCUUUAACGACGCACAUCUUCAAUAUUCCUCAAGUGAGAUCACGGCUCGAGAAGUUAAUGGGUACUAACUAUGUCAAUCUGACGGACCGUGUAUAUAUGCAGCGGCUUCAGCAGCGUAUCCUUGAAGACUACGAGGACUCGAUGGACAAACGGAUAAAAGUCAGAGAGGAAGAAGAAAUGGAAAGAGUGAAAAAUCUGGUGUUAAUUGGGAAAAUUCCACUGGAUCAAGCACCGCCUGAAAUGGCUCGCCACCCCAUAAUGCUUAUUGAAAACUAUUGCAACAGACUGAUUGCGGAACGGAGAGCCAAGAUAAAAAUGUAUAAAAUUAAAAUUCCGAAGUAUCUCUAUUGGGACGAUACUCCGGAUCCACCGACCGGGUUGUCGAUAGAAAUGGGCCACGUUUUCGGUCAAGAUGGUGAUAAAUUAUGCCAGCCGGUAGAAAAACAUAUAGAAAGCAGCGAAGAAGAGGAUCUUCAGUUAGGUUAUAUGAUGGCGAUGGAGGAGUUUGACAAAGCGAAGUACGAGAACAACCUGGUGAAAAAACUUCUCUCCUGUGAGACGGUGGAAGAAAUGUAUGCUCUCGCAGACGACAUCAUCGGCAUUCUCAAAAGUUUAGACGAAAACAACAAAAUGCCGGACGACAUUUCCGACUCAUUUAGUGGAUCAUAAGCCAAAUAAUAUUAGCAAUUUUUCCACAGCAUAAAAAUGUAUUUAUCUAAUUAAGCAAUAAAAACAUGUAUU